AACCUAUAAAAUUAUUAUGUUAAAUACUAAAUAAAUAUUUGGAAGGUGUUACAAUUUGUUCUUUGUCAAUUUUAAGAAACUCUUAUUAGUCAUCGAAAUAUAAUAAAAUGGUGUAAUCCACUUUUCUAUUAAAAAGAAAAUAAAGAUACGUAUAUCAAAAUGGGUCAAACGUUGUCAGAACCUGUGACAGCAAAAGAUACGUCUUGCUGCCAGGAUAGUUCUUUUCGUGUUGGAUCAAGUUGUAUGCAAGGAUGGAGGAUAAACAUGGAGGAUUCCCACACACAUAUUUUGUCUCUUCCGGACGAUCCCAAUGCUGCAUUUUUUGCUGUCUAUGAUGGACAUGGUGGAGCAGAGAUAGCAGACUAUGCUGGAAAGCAUCUGCACAAAUUUGUAGUAAAACGUCAGGAAUAUAAAGAUGGCGACAUACCCGAAGCCAUGCGGCAAGCCUUUCUCGAACUGGACGCCCACAUGCUCGAAGAGGAGUGCAUAUUUAGCAAACCUUCCGGAUCGACAGCAAUCACAACGCUCAUCAAAGGCGACAAGCUGUUCUGCGCUAACGUAGGGGAUUCCCGGGCAGUGGCGAGCGUGAACGGCAGCGCGAGAGCUCUGUCUGAGGACCACAAGCCAUCGAACCAGGCUGAGUACGACAGGAUCAUAGCUGCUGGGGGAUGGGUAGAUGCCAACAGAGUCAACGGCAAUCUGGCCUUGUCAAGAGCCCUAGGAGACUUUGCUUUUAAGAAGAACGGCAAGAUGCCAGCAGAGCAGCAGAUCGUUACAGCUUUCCCUGACGUCACCGAACACACCAUCACCUCCGACUGGGAAUUCAUAGUGCUCGCCUGCGACGGAAUCUGGGACGUCAUGAGCAACAAAGAGGUGGUUUCCUUUAUCAGAGAAAACAUUGCCACCGGCCACGAACCAGAAGAAAUCUGCGAAGAAUUGAUGAUGCGCUGUCUGGCGCCCGAUUGUCAGAUGGCCGGCCUAGGAUGUGACAAUAUGACUGUAGUUCUUGUGACCUUCCUGCAUGGCGAAUCGUACGAAAAAUUGCAGGAGAAGUGCAAGCAACCUCCCACGGAGCACGUUGAUGCUAAGGACCAAGAUACUGACAGUUGAGUCUGUUGAAGAAGACGAUAGCAGGCUCGCUCUGGCGGUAAUACAAAAGCUUAAGAGAAUGAAUUAGCUAUACAGGGUGGUGAAUCGGAAAACGGGCCAUAGGAUACUCAAUGUAAAAUUCUAAACUGUUGAAUUUCUGCUUCCCUAAUUAUGUUACAUCAAAAGUCAUGAGAAGUUAUUUGUAGAGGAUUGAAAUCUGUAUUAGAAACAGAAGUUACAAUUGUUCUACGAUUUAAACACAUUCCAAAAUUUUGAAAAAGUAUAAUGUAUUUACCGCAGUAGGUAUGUGUGGGCAUGUUAGGCCACACGUUACUAUUUAACUGACAGUGAGCACAUUAUUGACUGAAGAAGAUAUCUUUAUUAUUAAUACUUCUUAACUAAAGGUAUCUUAUCAACUUUAUUGUGUUUUAAACAGUAAGUGAUAAAAUAAAUAAAAAAAUUGACAGUUCAAAUUGUUAAUAUAAUAAAUUUAUUGUCAACAAAUGCAACCUUAUACACAUUAUGGUAUUGCGUGUGGCCUAACUUUGGCGUAUUACUCUGAAAAAUGUAUUAUAUUUUUACAAAAUGUUGAAUAAUUAUUGUUCGUAGAACAAUAUUAACAGUUGUUUUCAAUACAGAUUUCAAUUCUCUACAAAUAGUUUCUUAUGACUUUUGAUGUAAAAUAAUUAGGGAAGCAGGAAUUCAACAGUUUAGAAUUUUACAUUGAGUUUCCUAUGGCCCGCUUUCCAAUUCACCACCCGGUAUAGGUGUUAUUGGGAAAAGUGCUCUUUUGUUUAGGUUUUGAUUUUUUGCUAAACUUACAUUUUUUCCCGAGUCUUUAAUAUGUUUCCAGUUUCUAGCUAAUUCAUUUGAUAUUUAUCAGUUUUUUUUUUGACGUAAUGAGUCAUAUAGUCUUACAUAGGUGAUGUAGUCUUUUUACGAAACGUACGAUAAUUCCCAGAUCAUUCCUACUCAUAUUUCGUAGAUCUUCGGAUCUCUUCUUCGAAGGUUCAUGUGUAAAAGCUUUCGAAUGUUUGAGACCCGUUUGGUCGUGCCAGUAGUUACAUUUCAUCUGUUCCACCCAGUCCGAUACUGUUUUUUGACUGAAAAUCCACAAGGAAAAAGUUUUCCUGUAGUUGGCUGUAUAUCAUGUAAUACAAAAGAAGUAUCCUUAAAAAAAUCCUUUAUAGAAGGUAUAUAUUUAAAAUCGCUAAAAAGGGCUACAUCACAAUCACAUAACUAGUUUUCGACUGGUUUACCAGUCAUCAUCAGUGCUUACGUGAAAUUUACAUGCUAACCACCAAGAUAUAAUUUUGGGCCAAAUUUUUAAAUUUUAGGCAAUUGGGUCAAAGCCCUGUACAAGUAAACCGCCAAGGAAACAUCGGUUGAAAAUGCUAACUGAAACAAGGUAUUUUACUAAUAUGUCCCAGGUAACAUCUGAGCUGUGCCACAGUAUAAAGAGGGACAGUAGAACCACUCUCCGAAAAAUUGGAAGUAAAAUCUUUAGUCGCGCAUGGCGACUGCGCAAUGUUCUUAGUCGCUUUUGCCCCACUCUCGCAUUGCUAGUCGCAUAGAAACGUACGGAUUUUAACAGGGAAAUCCCGCAUCCAACACUGGUGAAUUACCAAUUGCGUACUGCCGGUAUUACUUCUUGAGAUCAAAGCGCCGACAGAGAAGUGUUUUUACUGUGGAACCUCUAUAUACUGUGGCUGUGGUUUGACUUGUUCACAUGGUGAAAGUAUGGCAGCAAGUGACUUGGAGGUCACUUGCUGCCAUACUUUCACCAUGUGAACAAGUCAAACCACAGCUCAGAUUUUACCUGGGGGCAUAUUAGUAAAAUACCUUAAACAUACAUGCUUAAGUUAGCAUUUUUAACCGAUGUUUCCUUGACGGUUGACUUGUACAGGGCUUUGACCCACAUAUUUUUGUUAAAUUAUAUUUUGGUGGUUAGCAUGUAAAUUUCACGUAAGCACUGAUUCUUCUUCUUCAAAUGCAAAUCCACUAAUGGAUGUUGGCGAUCACAUUUUCCAUUAACUCUCUGUUUCUUGCAAUGUGUAUCAGUGAUUGUAUGUCGGUAAUCCCUGUCCAUUGCCUUAUGUUUCGGAGCCAGGACAUUUUCUUGCGUCCUAUUCCUCUCUUGCCUUCAAUUUUACCCUGGAUUAUAAGUUGAAGGAACUGGUAUUUUUCGUUUCGCAUGAUGUGACCCAAAUACGCCGUUUUUCUUUUCUUGAUGUUUUCGAAAAGCUGACGUUCUUGGUUGAUUCUUUUAAGGACAUCCACAUUUGUGACUUUCGCCGUCCAUGGUAUCUUUAGGAUACGGCGAUAAAGCCACAUUUCGAAGGCUUCUAAUCUCUUUAUAACCCUCGUUUUGAGUGUCCAGCCCUCUAUGCCAUAUAGCAGCACCGACCACACGUAGCAUUUAGUAAACCUUAGUCUCAGUGUAAGGUCGAACUCUGAGCAGCUCAGUACCUUCCUGAAUUUUACGAAAGCUUGUCGAGCUUGCUCAAUGCGACAUUUUACUUCCCUGUCCGAUGCCCAGUUUUCAAAAAGCCACGUUCCUAGGUAUUUGAAUUUGCUCACUCUCUCAAUGGACUUAGUAUUCAGUGUUAUGGUGGAGUUUUCAAAUGCAUCCAAGUUUCUGGAGAUGAUCAUGAAUUUGGUCUUUUUGGUAUUAAUCUCUAAUCCCAUUCGCUUACUGUAUUCUCCGAUUAUAGUGACAAGUUGUUGAAGAUCUGCUAUGUUGUCGCAAAUUAAGACAGCAUCAUCAGCAUAUCGUAUGUUGUUGAUUAAUACUCCAUUCACUUUGAUUCCCAUCUCUGCAUCUUCCAAAGACUCUUGAAAUAUUGCUUCCGAAUAAAUGUUAAAUAAAAGAGGGGAAAGCACACAUCCCUGCCGAACACCCCUUCUUAUAUGUAUGGAUUUGGAUAUAGAAUUGUCUAUUUUUAAUUGUGCUGCCUGAUACCAGUACAAGUUUGCAAUGCAUCUUAUGUCUUUUUGGUCUAUAUCAAGCUUCUUGAGGAUCUGCAUUAACUUGUGAUGUUGGACACGAUCAAACGCUUUCUCGUAGUCUAGAAAGCACAGGAAUACGUCCUUCCUCUGAUCGUAACAAUUUUGAACCAACACCUGUAUUGCUACUAUUGCUUCUCUUGUUCCCAAACCUUGCCUAAACCCAAACUGAGAAUCACUGAUGUCCCAUUCACAUUUUUUGUAUAAUCUUUGAUGUAGUAUUUUUAAGAAUAUUUUUAAAGUGUGACUCAUCAGGCUAAUGAGUCUGUGAUCCUCACAUCUUUUUGCAUUGACUUUUUUGAGUAGGGGAAUAAAUGUAGAGAGCAACCACUGCUGAGGAUAGCAACCAGUUUCAUAAAUAAAAUUAAAUAUUUUAUGUAGUGCUGAAAUUCCCCUUUCAUCUAGUAGUUUGAGUAUUUCUGAAGGGAUUUCAUCAGGUCCAGGUGCCUUAUUGUUUUUUGAAUAUAAUAUUGCCUUUUCUAUUUCCUCUUUAGUAAUUGAAGGGCCAGUCAGCUGGUCGUCUGUAUAAACUUCACUCAUGGGUCUUUCGUCAUGAAAGAGCUCCUGAAUAUAGUUUUCCCAUAUAUGAAUUUUCUCUUUUUCACCUAGCACUACCUGGUUAUCCUGAUUAACUAUAAUAGUUGGUCUUCGUUUUCUGUAUAUUAGAGCUCCUGAAUAUAGUUUUCCCAUAUAUGAAUUUUCUCUUUUUCACCUAGCACUACCUGGUUAUCCUGAUUAACUAUAAUAGUUGGUCUUCGUUUUCUGUAUAUUCCAGCAGUCUCCUUAAGCUUUUUAUGUAAAUUCCGAUCGUCGUGCUGUCGUUGUAAAUGUUCUAGAUCGAUACAUUGUUGCUUAAGCCAUUCAUUUUUUGCUAUUCUUAUCUUUGCUUUUAUUUGCCUGUUAAUGUUUUUAUACAUAUUGCUGCCAUCUGGGUCAUUCUUGUGUCGUCGUCGUUCAUCCAUUAGUAAUAGUAUUUCUUCUGUCAUCCAUUUUUGCUUCUUGUUCUUUGGUUUGUACCCCAAGUUGCUUUUCAUGAUGUCUGUUACAGCACUUGUAAUCGUAUUCCAUGUUGGUGUUAGAUCUUCGGUAAUGUUUGUCGUCAAUAUUUGAAUUUGUGUGUUUAUUUCAUUACUUAUUUCUGCUUGUAUCAUUGGAUCUUUCAGUUUAUCCAAUGCGAUCUGUUGUUGAGUUUCAGGCUUGUUUUUGCAUGAAAGAGCGAUCUUUAUGACGGCCACUAAUAGUACAUGGUCAGAAGGCACAUCUGCUCCAAGAUAUGUGCAAGCUCUUUUGACAGUUGUGCUGAAUCUACCGUUGAUGAGAAUGAAGUCUAUCUGAUUUCUUAUUAUGUUCUGAGCUCUAUCGGCUGGAGAUUUCCAAGUAUAAAGGCGACGGGGGUGGAGUUGGAACCAUGUGUUGGUAACUCUCAUGUUUUCUUCCUGACAAAAUUGUACAAGUCGGUCACCCCUUUCGUUCCUUGUUCCAAGACCAUAAGGUCCAAGGUAAGCACUGAUAAUGACUGGUAAACCAGUCGAAAACUAGUUAUGUGAUUGUGAUGUAGCCCUUUUUAGGGAUUUUAAAUACAUAUAUACCUUUUAUAAAGGAUUUUACUGUUUUUUGACUGCUUCUUACUAUGCAAACGAAAGGUUCUGGACCAUAACAACUUGUCAUUAAUUCAUUUAUUAUAUUACAAAUGACAAAAUAUCAAAUAAAUGUUCUUUUAUUAUACUAUUCUUUUGUUAUAACAGUGUAGUCAAUUAAUUGACAUAAAAAUCCUUCCCUUUUAUUUAUCUGGUCGCUUAUUUUUAUAGGCGCUAUGGGAAGAUGCAGGAAUUUAGUCAAAGAAUUACUUUACUUAGUGUGGCGAUAACCUUUCUUUCAAAUGGCCUAUACUAAUUUUUAACUAUGUAGAUAGCUAUUCCCUAACUAGAAUACUUAAGCAUUUAUUUAUAAGGUUUUAUGUUUCCGUCGCCAGAGCGCGCUUCUAUCGAUGUUGUCAGAGAGGAAGGUGAUAUUAAGAGCAUUAGUAUUUAUUUGAUCCAUUUAUUCUUUGAUAGAUGAUAGAUAAUUUCUUACAAAUGAAUUCACCUAAUAGUAGGGUGGAAGAACUUAAACAACUUUUUGUAUAAAGAUGGUCGGAAAAUAAAGGCUUGAUGCUCGGUUUUCCUUUAGACAAAAACAGUACAGUUUUUGUAAUUAAAACUUUGCACUUUUGUGGUAGAAGCUGGUAUGUUAUUCGGUUAGUUUUUUAUGAUAUUAAAAUGUAAAAAUAAAAACUAGUGAUAUUGGAUGUAACUACGGUAUAAGUGUCGGUGUUGUCCUCAAUUUUUAUUAGUAGUUAUAGCAGUUUUUGCUAUAACUAUCGAAACCUUUGCCAACUCGUAUCAACAACUACAAUUCUUCUCCAUACUGCCAUUUUUUACCUGCGCUUUAGGCAUAAGUUUGUAAACUAAACACUUUUGAUACCUUUAUAGCCUUCCACCUCACUAUUCGUAGUUUCACAUGCUUCCUACAGGGAAAAAAGAAGUAGUGGAUACAAUUCCUCUUAAAAUGAAGGUAGGGCAACAAAUAUUGACUGUGAGUUUUUCUGUUGUACUAUAUGUGUAUUUUUCAUGGCCCAACAAUAAAAUCAGUGUGUUUAAACCUCAGGCUACAUUCUGCCAGAUAGUUAUACACUCUGUUGGUGUUUAUACGAACAAAACUACUCACAGUGUAAUCAAUUCCAUAGCGUUAAAUGCUUUGGCAAAGUCCAUAAAGUAACGUAACACAGUAACUUAAAAUUCAUAAAACGUUUUGUUGUCACACCUUCGUUUUCUCUUGCAUUUACCAUAUAUUUGUAUAUUUUUGUUGUUUCAAUAUGAAAGGAUCAAUUCUUUAGAUAUUACAACUUAUUAAGGUAUGUCAAAAAUUUUAAUAUAUUUUCUUUUUUAUUAAUUUUCUAGUCAUAUUUUAUUUUAUUACAAUAUAUUUACAUUUUUAAGACACUUGAAAGUUAUAAUUAUAUCAUACACUGGAAAAAAGAUGGAAGUAGUGUUAAGUUUUUUUUUUACUUAUGUUUAAGACAUUUUGUGUCCGUUACACGAAUUUUUAGGCUCUUCUUGCUUCACAAUUCGUAACUAGAAAACAUAUUUUAUGUACUACAUGCUUGUAGUUCUUAGAUCUAACGCAUUUCUACAUGCUUUCAGCGAUAAUUUUUGCCAAAAGCCGACCUAAAACCAAUAAAACACACAAGUAGAACAUUUCGUUUAGUUUAUAAAACGUCCGUGUAAGCUUCUGGCUAAGCUCUAGUGUUAGGCCCGGCGCAAAUUUAACCUAAGCCAGACACAACCUGCGCCGGCGGGACGGGUGACCCGUGCAUUUAUUUUUCUAGCGUGCCGCAUAUUGAACACAACCGAACCCAACCGUUGGCUAUCGACGUGGCGAAUAGAGACGGGCAAAAUCAGUGCGGACAUGUAACGGUUACUUUUGAUACCGGUUCUCAGUGGUACUGAGUACAAAUACUGAUUACAAAAUACUGAUGUAUCUGAUCCUUGUACUGAAUUGAGUAGGCAACUUAAAAUCGGUACUUCCGUACUUGUAACUAGUAACGUUUUAAAAAUAUCUUACACGUCCCUAGUAGUCGUGCAUAAAAAGGGUUCUCAGUGGUACUGAGUACAAAUACUGAUUACAAAAUACUGAUGUAUCUGAUCCUUGUACUGAAUUGAGUAGGCAACUUAAAAUCGGUACUUCCGUACUUGUAACUAGUAACGUUUUAAAAAUAUCUUACACGUCCCUAGUAGUCGUGCAUAAAAAGAUAUCUUACACUGAGUAUUUUAUUUCUGCACAUAAUACCUACAUAUUUAAAAUAAUAUCUCCCCUACUGCUCGGUCAUAACUCAUAUUCCUCAAUUUACUGCUCGGAUCACAAUCAUUUACAAUUAGUGCAGGAUCGCAAUCAUUUACAAUUAUUGCAGGUCAUAAUUAAUAAUCCCUCUGCUACUGAUUGAUCAUAAAAAAUAACACUAUCUGCAUAUUUCGUUUUUAAUUUUUAAGCAUAAACAAAAAUGUAAUAUGUAAUAAACUAAAAUGUAAUAUGCUGACAAGUUGAAUUUGAGGGUAAUACGAUAUUUUUUUCGAGCAUGGUUUUAAGCAAUAUGAAUCAUUUUUCGCCUUAUUUUUCUAAUAAUGUGUUUUUGUAAAGGCAUAACUUUGAUUAUUAAUUUCGUAUCGCUGCUUAUUUAGUCUACCAAAAGUUAUCAGAAUUUAAUGACAAAGACAACGCAGUUUUCACUCGGGGUGUUGACUAUGCUAAUAAUUUUAUUUAUCAUAAUAAAUUGUACUUAGGUACCAUCCCUAUUCAUUUCAGAUACGUCCAUCUCACAAACAAAAACAAGUAAAAAUAAACAUCUGGCGGUGAGUCACGCGUCCCACGGACCAAGAAAACUGUACGCCGAUGACAAACGUUCCCAAGCAUAGGCGCCCAAACCCAUGGACAGGGGGGCCAUGCCCCCCUUGCUUUUUGGGUGCUUAAACUAUAUAUGGUUAUCCAAAGUAUACAUAAUAUAAUGUGCAACAUCUUCGCGUCUCGCCCCCUAAAAAUUUUUAUAUGGGCGCCCGUGUUCCCAAGUGAGACCUGCGAACGCAUGCACUGAUAGUUGGAUGCGCAAAACUGUCUAGGCAGUUCGCCGGCGCAGGUUGUGUCUCGCUUAGGAUCAAUUUGCGCCGGGGCUUAGCGUUUUCAGGUCGCGCAAGCACGCCUAACAUGACUUAACGACUACUUACGUAGCCGGGACCGACGGCUUCACGUGCCCUCCGAAACACGGUUGCGGCUCAGUUAAAUUAGAAAUUGAAAACUUUCUAGUGUCUGAGCCACUGAGUCGGCCACUACGGCCGUCUCGUUUAGUACAGUUUAGUAUAAUACGAUGACGUAGUGAAAAAUUAUUGCUAUAGAAGCAAAUAAAAGUCCAAGUAUUCCUCUUAGUUAGAUAUUUGUAUUAAACGAACCUACAACGGUUCUAAAGUUUUCGAAAAAUUGAUAUCAUGCUCUGUAAAGCAGGCCUCCACAGCUUCUAUCAUGCGCGUUGAUAGAAAAGUUACGACUUCUUUCAGUUGAGGAAAGACGUGAUAAUCGGAUGGAACCAGAUCUGGUGAAUAAGAAGGCUGUUAGAUUAAUUCGAAGCGUACAUCACAAUUUUUUAUACAGUGCGCAGGGAGAUUAACAUGUAAAGAUAUCUUUGGACAACUUGCUUCCUCUUCGUUCCAUACUUUUUCCUGUAGAUUGGUCAGUAACGUCGAAUAGUAAUUCUGAUUACUUCUUGACAAUCUAAAAAGACUUCAUGCGGACUUGACAAUCUCAAUUUGACGCGUCAGUGUGAUUGUAAUAUUUGUAAUUAAGUAAGUUUUUAAGUUAAAUACUGUUAGUUAAACCACAUCUUGCUUCACUUAAUCGCUAAAUGCGCAGAACAAUGUAACAAUAUAUUUAGCAGUACUUCCAUUUGCCUUUAUUUAAAUGAAUGAAAAAACGGUAUUUACAGAAAGUUAAUGUAAUUUUUGUUGGUCAGAUAGCCAAGCGGGACAGGCGGUCAACCUCACUUCGCUUCAGUGCGAGGUGCUCUAGUUGAUGUGAGUUCAAACCCUGGCCCAGUGGACAGAAAAAUAAAAAGGCUAACGCAGCAGUUUUAAGUUCUAAAUUAAAUCUACGACUUAGACUGGAAUACAUUGGUCUCUGAUCGCCCUAUAGAAAGCAGUACGACAAGGGAUAAGGGCUUGUGUCUUAGUGAUACUCCCCCAUAGAUCCCUACCGGAAGGGCGUUGACGCCUAAUAUACCGGUGUAUAUGUAAUAUCGUUUUUAAAACACCGUAUCGUAUAGGGUAUUUACGUUAAAAAUGCGGUUAUGUAAUUGCGCCCAUUUAACUUUUCUAUAUUAUAUAUUAUAAUCUUUCUUAAAUUGUAAUGCAUUUGAUUUAUAACGGAAUUAGUUUUGUUGUGUUGUUACUACAAUGCGUUGUCAUCCUUUGUUCAAAAACUAAAAUGUCUAAAUAUGCUUUUAGAAGAAAUGUGCUAUACUUUAUUUCACGUUAAGAACGGAACGUUUGGCUUAUACAGAUCAGUGUUGCCAAAUCUCUCAGGCACGUGUUGCUACUAGUUUGCCGAUAUACGAUUCAUUCUCGAUACGAUAGAAGCGGCAUCGGCGCGCUUCUAUCGUUCAUAAGAAAUACGUAGCCCUAUCUACGCAAUGUUCCGUUGUUCCAUAUAAAAAACUCGUAUUGAAAAAGCCAGAAGCUCUUUUAACACUCUUAAGAAAAUUCUGUGCAACUUGUCUUGAAGUAUCAAUAUACGCAUAAGAAUUCUUAGAUGUUACGUCUUUAGUGUCCUCCUCUACGGAGUUGAAAGCUGGAGCCUGACAGAAGAUGCCAUAAAACGGUUAGAGGCGUUUGAAAUGUGGUGCUACCGACGUAUAUUGAGGGUCUCAUAUAUACACCACACAACUAAUAUAACUAUUCUGCAGAGGCUAAGAAAAGACAAAGAAAUAAUUAACACCGUAAAGAACAGAAAAUUGGCUUACUUCGGCCACAUUAUGCGUAAUGAAAAAUACCGACUGCUACAGUUGAUUCUACAAGGCAAGAUUGAGGGCAGGAGAGGCCCUGGACGUAGAAGUAUAUCCUGGCUGGCCAAUCUUAGGAAGUGGACUGGUCUAACGUCAACUGAGCUAUUUCUAGCUGCUGUGUAUAGAAUAAGAUGGGUCAGUGUGGUCGCCAGCAUCUCCAGAAGAUAGGCACUUUUAGAAGAAGAAGAAGAAUGAGAUGCCACUGAGUUUGGGUUUAUACCUGCUUUCUGUUGUUUUCCGUCUUCAUUUUUGAAAGUUUAUGUUUUCAAGUUGCACAGGUGGGACAAAUAUUUGUGAACAGAAAACAAAUCGGGCAGCAUUGUCUAUUUUUCAAUUGCAACCCAACUGGGUAAUUGUUUCCUGACCCUUUUAAGUAGUUUUAUUCGUUUCGAACUAGUUUCCAAAAUUAUGGUAUUUCUCUAUGUUUGUUUCAACAAAUUAUUUUUUCUUCAAUCACUUUAUAAGGAAGACUUUUCGCUUGUCAAUGGCAACGAAAAGUUGACGUUUACUGAGUACCGUCACUUUAUCGCUCUAGCGCGUAAAGUUUGAUUUUACGCUCGUCGUCCGUAGCAACCGUACAACCAUACAAUACAAACACAUUGAACAUUCAAACUGAAAGAUAUAAAAGUUAAUGUUAUGACAUUAUAAUGACAGAUAUAAAAUAGUUACAAUAAAGUUAAUUAUAACCCCUCUGUGGCGCAGUGGUAAGAGCGCCUACCUUUGAAACGAAAGGUCGGGAGUUCGAAUCCUACCAGGGGCAGAAAUUUUUCGUUUAAUAUAAAUUAAUAAAUGAAAAAUAGUUUCUGUCCUUGUGGGAUCGGUACUCACCGGAGGGACCGCAGACGUUCGGAAACAAUUAGCGUCUCUUUGCAAAGACAAUGACGUCGACUUUGCAAAGUAACAAGACACUUACUCAACACACACACUACACAUUACUCCCCUGACUUAGUGAUAAGUUAUACAAUAACGUGGCUAAAGGUUCUAGUUCUAAACCAAAGCCAGAAUCAGAAAAAAAAAGUUAAUUAUUUAAAAAUAGUUUCAUUUUAUUAAGUGAUUGUAGAAAAAAUGCUGUAUGUAUUACAAGCGCAAAGUGACAUUAUUGCUUUCGAGUAAUUACCGCUCUCCGCUACGCGUCGAGCGGUAACGCUUCCUCUCAAGCAAUAAUGUAUCACGUUUCGCUCUUAAUACAUAAAUAACUAUUAAAAUUGAUUCCCCCAUUACAUUUUUUGCUUCACUAGUGUCUCAUUCUUCUCUCUUUUUAUUGGGCAUGUGCCAGUACAUUUGGUUUUCACUAGUGCCAUGAUACAUAUAUAACUGUCAAAUACGUGUUCAAUUAUUAAUUAUUUUUCUCCAACUUCUGUACUUUUUCUUCUGUGGUUUUGCGGAAUUUUUGUCACAAUCGCAAAAUUUUGGCUUAGUUUAUGUAAUAAACUUUUUCUACAAUAAUGUAAAAAUUUUUGUAAAUAAUACUUACAUAAUCCACCUCUUCUUUUCAACCAGAUCCUUUGGAAACACAAAGAAUCUACAUAUCCCUCUUUCACUGUAGUGUUUACAAUCCGGGGUAAAGCACAUUACCAUUUUUAUUAUACAAAAUACAAUGGUUCACAAAAGUUCCUAACCUUUGCUUGGAUAAUAUGACUAGAAAACUAUAUUUCAUAGAAAUUUAAGACCGAAUUAUGGUGGUAUUAUCUUAAAAACACUACACUUAAGCAGAAAAAGCAGCAGAGGAAGCAAAAUGUUAACCUUAUAGGAAUUAAAGUCUUGAGAUUGGUAAAUCGUAGCUUUUCAACCUUUGUUUACAACGUGAACAAUAUGACAGUCGUGACGUCAUACUUCGUAGUCUUAAAAUCACUUCGUAUUUUUCUGAACUAUAUUUAUGUAUUACAUCAGAUAUUUUCUACCAUAUAGAAUAUUUAUAGCAAAUUGGUAAUAAUGUAUUGACACAUAGCAAAAAAUUAAUAGUAAAAUUUUAAUCUCACGUUUUUGUAAAUCACAUAAGAUCGUCCCCCGCAUCACUCGAGUUUACCACGUAAACUAUAAUCAUAGUUAACGCUCAUAGCGGAUAGACUAGCAUGUCAAACCGAAAGCCUUUUGAAGUUAUACUUCUUUAGGCGCGAUUGAGAGUGAAUUUUUAUUAUCCUGGGCGCAUGCGCACACAGAGAGUAUGUUGUUAGUUGCUAAAUCAUUCAAGUUAUGUCUGUAUCAGCGCAAAUAAGGUUUGAAAAGAAUAUGUUAGUGUUUUCAGUAAAUAUAUUUAUUAUAAUUUUUGUGUCUUUGGAUUUGUCUUCCUCGGGAGUAAGAUAAUAAGUGUUAAACAAAGCCCUGAUGGGGUAUUGGUAGAGCAUUCGACUACAGAUCGCGGAGGUCCCGGGUUCAAAUCCGGACACGGACGAUUCUUUUUCCUUUUUUUUUUUAUUUUUGGUAUUGUUUUAAUAAAAAUUUUUUGAAAGUGGUAGUAUCAAAAUUAGUUUAAUAAUGAAAUAAAAUACAAAUAAACUGUUUUAAGUACAUUUUGAAGUAUAACUUCUUACGUGCGCACAAAGUACACACACAUUCUUUUUUUUUGUAUUUGAUAACCUGUAGUUUUUUAUGACAUUCUGUAAAUACCGUUACUUUUGUCGCUGUAAUGAAAUUUUUAUUGAAGAAAUGCAUGAUAUAUUUUCAAUGUUUUACGUUUAUAUUGGUAUUAAAGUUUUUUUGAUAAAAAAAUAGUAUUAAAUAAAACAUUUCUUAUAUUUGUGUAAUCUAAUUCUUCAAAAAUGUUUGUUUAUGGUUUAGAUACUUAUAAUCCUUCAUUUCUCGAUGGUUAUGCACCAGUUUAGUCUUAAUUUUAGUAAGUGUGAGUUAGUAGUUCUGUAGUUGAAACAGGUGCAUAUUCUGUUCGAAAUAGGAAAAGACAACAGUAUGUUCCUAUUCAAGAAAAAAGUAUAACUUAGAAUGUAGUUUGUAUAUUUUUAGUAGGUUUGUGCGCAAUAUCACUAAUGUUAUAUCCUCUCCAUUUGAAAAACAAUGUAAAUAAGAUGUAAGGUAUUUUAACAUUGUAAAUAAACUUCUGUACAUAUUAUAUCCUGUACAAAUUA
Diabrotica virgifera virgifera (western corn rootworm) is the source of this 13758-nucleotide messenger RNA. RefSeq names its product probable protein phosphatase 2C T23F11.1. Lineage: Eukaryota; Metazoa; Arthropoda; Insecta; Coleoptera; Chrysomelidae. The transcript is spliced from 4 exons. The coding region runs from base 160 to 1110 and encodes 316 amino acids. The record is from RefSeq and is a predicted model, not a curated record. Gene Ontology annotation, biological process: protein dephosphorylation. Gene Ontology annotation, molecular function: protein serine/threonine phosphatase activity; cation binding.